AUGAAUAGCAAGAGUGAAACCAAAAUAAAACAAAUAGGUGAUUACGCUUUUGAUUUAAAUAAAGAAAUAGGAUCUGGAUAUUCCUCCAAAGUGUAUUUGGGAGAAAAUUUAAAAAACAAAUAAAUAGUGGCAAUCAAAGUUAUUAGUUCUUAGACAUACACCUCUCCAAUCUAAAAAUCUUUACUAAAAAAUGAAAUCUCCAUCCUGCUCAGAAUUGACCACCCUCAUUUAAUGAAAGUGUUUGAAGUUAGUCAAAGUGCCAAUAAUACAUAUAUAGUAACUGAGUUUUGCAAUGGAGGAACCCUGGAACUUCAGAUGAAAUAAAAUGAAUUGCCAAUCUCCAAAGUCUUCUAAAUCCUAAAACAAAUCUCGUUGGGAAUACAAGCUCUGCACAAUAAAAAAAUCAUCCACAGAGAUCUGAAGCCUGCCAACAUACUAAUCCACGAGAAUGUGUACAAACUAGCUGACUUUGGAUUUGCACUCAUCGAAGAUCAAAUAGAAAGCAUAAUCAAAAGAUUCAACGUUGGCACUCCACUCUACAUGGCUCCUGAAAUUCUACUAAAUAACCAAUAUUCUGAAAAGAGUGACAUAUGGGCACUCGGCAUCAUGACCUAUGAACUCAUCUUUAAUUGCAUUCCCCCUUACAAAUCUGAUAUCAAGGUUCUCCACAAUGACAUACUAAAAAAAUCACAGAAAGUAGAUCUCUAAUACCAAAGCAUAAUUAAAUAAUUGCUGUUUGCUAUGUUAUAAACAGAACCCAAUAAUCGAGAGAAUAUCAACUAGAUUCUAAACUAUAUAAUGUAAGAUAAAGCAGAAACUGUAUCUCCAAGAAUUCAAUAGCAAUUUAUCAAAGUACCAUCCUUUGGUGUACAAUCCAAUCUGAGUUCUCCACUAUCAACCCCAAAAUAAGUAAACACUCUUGAAAGCAACAGAUAAAAGUACCAAAAAAAGGUUUAAACUCACACCAAAGCAUAAACGUUUGAUUCUUUAAAAUUCUUGAGUUUAAAUAAAUACAAAGAUGUCCAAACCAAGAUGAAUUCUGUGUCUGAUUUCAACACAAUGGAAGAUCAGCCUAAAGUAUUUUCUCAAACUUCAACUAAAAAGAAUCGUGAAGUCUUAGGUUAAUAAUCAACUGAAUGCUCCUUUUCUACUGCAAAUAAUAGCAACAGACCAAAAACAAUGAGAUUGAAAAUGUAGCUAACUCAAUUGCCAGCAAUAGUUUUACCAACAUAUUAUUUUUGUCUAUUUUUGGAAAAUUUAAUCAAAACUAUGGAUUGUUCUACUGAACAGAAACAAUAAUGCAAUUUUCUAUUUAGAAAACUGUUGGCAAUCAAAGCCAAAGCGUUUUAUUCAUUUGCACCGUAGACAAUAAAAGACUAAUUGUCUCAAUGGAUGAAUUAAUUAAGCGUUUACUAUUAGAAGAUAGAGCACACUCUCAAUUUUACCUUGGAUAACACAUUUUAAAUCUUCUUCAACUCUUUGUUGGAAGAUUAGGGUAAGUUGUUGAGUAUGUAUUUGGUUAGUUUGUUGAGUUAAGUGGUUUUAAAGGAAUAAAACCCAGACUUUGAAACUUUGAUUGACAUUCUACAAGAAAAUGUGAAACAUCAAAAUGACCCUUUUUUAUUUGCUAGAAAAUGGGCACACAAUCAAAUACCGUGA
Messenger RNA from Paramecium tetraurelia, 1659 nucleotides. RefSeq lists its product as uncharacterized. Lineage: Eukaryota; Ciliophora; Oligohymenophorea; Peniculida; Parameciidae. Gene Ontology annotation, biological process: peptidyl-serine phosphorylation; protein autophosphorylation; autophagosome organization. The transcript has 2 exons. Gene Ontology annotation, cellular component: autophagosome; cytoplasm. Gene Ontology annotation, molecular function: protein serine/threonine kinase activity; ATP binding. The record is from RefSeq and is a predicted model, not a curated record.